GCGAGCAAGGCCACUGCCGCCGCCACUGCCGCAGCCGCAGGAGGCGUGAGGAGAGAUCAAAACAUUCAGAUGGCAGAUAACAGUUUUUCAGAUGGUGUUCCUUCAGAUGCCUUGGAGGCUGCUAAAAAUGCAAGUAACACAGAAAAGCUCACUGAUCAGGUGAUGCAGAAUCCUCAGGUUUUGGCAGCUUUACAGGAACGGCUUGACAAUGUCUCCCACACUCCUUCAAGUUACAUUGAGACUUUGCCAAAAGCCGUGAAGAGAAGGAUCAACGCACUGAAGCAGCUGCAGGUGAGGUGCGCCCACAUAGAAGCCAAGUUCUACGAGGAGGUGCACGACCUGGAGAGGAAGUACGCCGCCCUGUACCAGCCCCUCUUCGACAAGAGAAGGGAGUUCAUCACGGGGGACGUGGAGCCGACAGACGCAGAGUCGGAGUGGCACAGCGACAGCGGGGAGGAGGAGAAGUUGGCUGGAGACAUGAAAAAUAAAGUAGUCCUAGCAGAAAAAGAAGCAGCAACAGGAGAGGAGCCAAACCCCAGAGGAAUUCCAGAGUUCUGGUUUACCAUCUUCAGAAAUGUAGAUAUGCUAAGUGAAUUAGUCCAGGAGUAUGAUGAGCCGAUCUUGAAGCACCUGCAGGAUAUUAAAGUGAAGUUUUCAGACCCUGGGCAGCCUAUGUCUUUUGUAUUAGAGUUCCACUUUGAACCCAACGACUACUUUACCAAUUCAGUCCUGACAAAAACAUACAAGAUGAAGUCAGAGCCGGAUAAGGCCGAUCCCUUUUCCUUCGAAGGUCCUGAAAUAGUUGACUGUGACGGGUGUGCUAUUGACUGGAAGAAAGGGAAAAAUGUUACAGUCAAAACAAUCAAGAAGAAGCAGAAACAUAAGGGCCGAGGCACAGUGAGAACAAUUACCAAACAAGUUCCCAACGACUCGUUUUUCAACUUUUUCAGCCCGCUGAAAGCGUCUGGGGAUGGAGAGUCACUGGAUGAAGACUCGGAAUUCACAUUAGCCUCUGACUUUGAAAUCGGACACUUCUUUCGUGAGCGGAUAGUCCCGCGGGCCGUGCUCUACUUCACAGGGGAGGCCAUAGAGGAUGACGACAACUUUGAAGAGGGUGAGGAAGGAGAGGAGGAGGAAUUGGAAGGCGACGAGGAGGGGGAGGACGAGGACGACGCCGACGUUAACCCUAAGAAGGAGCCCAGCCAGCCGUCCGAGUGCAAACAGCAGUGAGGAGCGAGCACCCCGCAGGUGUGGCGUCGGGACACGUGGCGGCCGCGCCACCGUAUGGGCAGUGCUUCCUUCUAACUUGUUCUCGAGUGCAUGAUUUUGACUUUAACUUUUCCUUUAUCCUUAUUAUUUUGCUUAACCUGUACAGUGGCAACUUAAAUGCAUUUCAGAAAUAGGAGGUUUGAUUCCAGCACCCUCUACGGCCUUGGGUGCAGCUCAGUGGACUUUCCCAGGUCCGGCCUUCAGGAGGGCCCCAUAGACCCCAGGGGGAGGGGGCGGUAGAAGGUCAGUCAAUGCCAAGGGCAGAUGUCUUGGGAUGUGGUUCCGGGGCACGUAGAACCAGUCACAUCCCUCCACAGUCGGACUGGACUCUGCCUUCGCUUGAAGAAACCCACGCGCUUUGUGUCUCCUACCACGUGGUCUCCUGUGCUCUAACGGUCUCGGAAGAGCUGCGUAGAGUAGGGUCCUGUUCUCUUUAGAGCGUUCUUUCUCUGGUUCUGUCUUCCUCAGGGUGGGGUAGGGGUUGUGGUGCACCCCAGCCCUGAGGCGUGAGUGUUUGUGGUUCAUCUUCGUAUUUAUUUAUUCUUCCCUGCUGGUGAGGGCUUGGGACGCAUGCUGUCACUUGUCCUUACACUUUCUGAAACCAUGUGUGUGACCUGGUGACUUGCCAGGCAGGAGUGGUGGUGGCUCCCAAGGGAGUGAGGCCUGUGGAGAAGGAACCUCGCUCCGUCCUGCCCACGGCUGAGGGCAGGAGCUCGUUUUCACGACAUACAGACCACCCGGCUUUGGGGGUGGGGUGCGGGGUUGUGGGCCGAGUGCUGGGGUUUGCCAGGCUUCUGUGGUGAGGGGCCAGGGCUGGGAAGCACUACUCUCCUUCUAGUGUGGACACGUCGAGUCUUGCUUUCUCAGUACCCCCAUUUCUUGGCCCCGUGCUCAUCUUGUCUUAAAAGCCCUGGGUUCAGAGCCACCUGUUCUUGGCUGGCGUGUGGGGUUUCUGAGUGUGUGACCACAGUCUCUGGCAGCCGGGGUUGCUGUGUCCACACUGUGUCCAGGCCUGUAGAGUGCUCAGCCUUACUUAUAACACAUUUGUAACUGAAUACAGUGUUUUCAAUUUGUACAGAAUAGUUAGAAUAUUCUAUUAAAGUUGUGAAACAUGAA
Odobenus rosmarus divergens (Pacific walrus) is the source of this 2385-nucleotide messenger RNA. It is a transcript of the gene NAP1L4, whose product is annotated as nucleosome assembly protein 1-like 4. The record is from RefSeq and is a predicted model, not a curated record. Gene Ontology annotation, molecular function: histone binding; chromatin binding. The transcript is spliced from 15 exons. The coding region runs from base 70 to 1230 and encodes 386 amino acids. Gene Ontology annotation, cellular component: chromatin; nucleus. NCBI's taxonomy places the organism in Eukaryota, Metazoa, Chordata, Mammalia, Carnivora, Odobenidae. Gene Ontology annotation, biological process: nucleosome assembly.